AUGAGGGUGUCGUAUUCGUCUAUCGCAGCAGCUGCUGUGGCAGCGUUCCUGCCUUCUGCCCUUGGCCAGAUUGUCCAGUACACUCCUGCAGGUGUGGAUGGGAUCUCUUUCAGCGUCAAUGCUCCGGCCCAGACGGUGCAGUCUGGUUCAGGGCCCGUUUACCUUCAAAUCAAAGGCCCCAGCAAUCUGCAGUGGCUUGCGGUGGCUGAGGGUUCUCGGAUGUUAGACGCGAACAUGUUCGUCAUCUACGCGGCUUCUAACAAUAACAUCACGCUCUCUCCUCGUCUGGGCGCAGGCCACAAAGAACCGCUCUUCAAUCCAGCUGUCCAGGUCUCAUUGCUUGAUGGUAGCGGCAUCAGCAACGGCGUUAUGACGGCGAAUAUCCGGUGUGACAGCUGUCUGUCUUGGGCCGGCGGCAGUGAGAAUGUGAAGAGUGCAUCUGCUCCCUUCAUCUGGGCGGUUCGACAUGGAGAGCCCCUGGAGUCCACCGAUGUCACCGAAGGUAUCCACAUCCAUGACAAAUUUGGGGGAUUUACAGUCGACUUUGCGAAAGCAACAGGCGGGAACACAGACAAUCCUUUUUCAGACUCCUCCCUCUCUGCCUCCGCAGCGAAAGCCGCGGCCCAGAAGAGUUCCGGUCACCAGAUGCGGACAGCUCACGCCAUCAUCCUGUCCAUCGUCUUCGUGUUGCUCUUCCCGAGCUUCGCGUUGACUCUCCAUCUGUUUCCAUCGUCCAAGACGGUUCCAUACAUCCAUGCUCCUCUUCAGCUCUUUGCGCUCGCUGCGGCCAUCGUUGGCUUCGGACUCGGAAUCGCGAUGGUGGUCAACUCAGGGCAUGUUUCAGGUUAUCAUCAGAUCAUUGGAAUCGUGGACAUCGCAGCAUUGGUCCUCUUCCAGCCCAUCAUGGGUCUUUUGCAGCACUUGCACUAUCGAAAGCACGGCAAUAAAAGCAUAUUUGCCUACAUCCACCGCUGGUUGGGUCGCUUCCUCGUCAUUCUCGGUAUCAUUAAUGGUGGAUUGGGCUUCAAAUACGCUGGGAUUGGAAAGGGAGCUCCUCGCGGUGCGGUUAUUGCAUAUGGAGUGAUCGCCGGGGUUAUGGGCGUGGGCUACAUCUUUCUCAUUGUCCAUUCGACCUUGAGAGCCAGACGUAGCAAGGACAGCAGUGAGAAAUGA
Molecule: messenger RNA, 1173 nt
Organism: Rasamsonia emersonii CBS 393.64
Lineage: Eukaryota; Fungi; Ascomycota; Eurotiomycetes; Eurotiales; Trichocomaceae
Exons: 2
Coding region: 1-1173 (390 amino acids)
Source: RefSeq, a predicted model, not a curated record